AUGUUGAAAUACUUCGUCAUUAGUCUACUUCUUAUUUCCAACACUUUCUUUCCGAUUGAUGCGUACAUUCGUGUUUGUAAUAAUGGUGCAUAUUUAGCAAAAUGUUACCUUGAAUCACGCUCUCCAAAUUACGGAUUUCAUAUUCGUCGUUCUGAUACAGGACUGUUUCCUGUUGCUCAAUGUUCAACAAUGGAUACUCCUAUGAAUGCUGUUUGGAAUCGUCUUGAAUGUAAAGCACUUGCUUUUAUUGCUGUUUAUAAAAGUAUUUUUACUCAAAAUUUUGCAUCGGCUAUGUUUAAUUAUUGCUAUAAAAUUACUGGAACUACAUUGAAUCCAAAAUGGUCACAAACACAAUGUUAA
Molecule: messenger RNA, 360 nt
Organism: Rotaria sp. Silwood1
Lineage: Eukaryota; Metazoa; Rotifera; Eurotatoria; Philodinida; Philodinidae
Source: the annotation of a GenBank genome assembly